Molecule: messenger RNA, 381 nt
Organism: Leguminivora glycinivorella
Lineage: Eukaryota; Metazoa; Arthropoda; Insecta; Lepidoptera; Tortricidae
Product: adipokinetic prohormone type 1-like
Exons: 2
Coding region: 46-246 (66 amino acids)
Cellular component (GO): extracellular region
Molecular function (GO): hormone activity
Source: RefSeq, a predicted model, not a curated record
UUCCGUUACGCGGUCGUGCGCCAUCUUGAAAAAAAAAUUGAAAAAAUGUACAAGUUUUGUCUACUGCUCGUGUUGGUGGCCUGUGCGCUGGUAGUGACGGAGGCUCAGCUGACUUUUACUUCGAGUUGGGGGGGCGGAAAGAGGUCCGCGGCGCCGAACCCUUGUAGGAGUGAUGAGGCUGUUGGACAGAUUUACAGAAUGAUACAGGCGGAAGCAGAAAGACUACUCCUCUGUCAGAAGCCCUGAACCCACAACCGCGACCGCUAACUUUAACCUUUACCAGUAUUUAGUUAAGUGUUUAUACGACUACGAGCAGUUAGAGCCAAACUGUGUUCCUUACGCAUAUUUUAUAUCAUGUUUAUAAAUAUAUGAUGUAGUUUU